Molecule: messenger RNA, 1342 nt
Organism: Physeter macrocephalus (sperm whale)
Lineage: Eukaryota; Metazoa; Chordata; Mammalia; Artiodactyla; Physeteridae
Gene: RBM4B
Product: RNA binding motif protein 4B
Exons: 4
Coding region: 130-1209 (359 amino acids)
Cellular component (GO): nucleus
Molecular function (GO): mRNA binding; zinc ion binding
Source: RefSeq, a predicted model, not a curated record
GUGCGUGAGCUGGCGCGCGAGAAAGGGCCCGGUCACGCUGAGGCUCGAGCGGCCGUCGCCAUUUUGUAGGGUUCUCUCUGACGCGGGAGCCGCCGCCGCCGUCGCCGCCACCCGGAGGCUCUUGUCAGGAUGGUGAAGCUGUUCAUUGGAAACCUGCCCCGGGAGGCCACAGAGCAGGAGAUCCGCUCACCCUUCGAGCAGUAUGGGAAGGUGCUGGAGUGUGACAUCAUUAAGAACUACGGCUUUGUGCACAUAGAGGACAAGACGGCGGCCGAGGAUGCCAUACGCAACCUGCACCACUACAAGCUGCACGGGGUGAACAUCAACGUGGAAGCCAGCAAGAAUAAGAGCAAAGCUUCAACCAAGUUGCACGUAGGCAACAUCAGUCCUACUUGUACCAACCAGGAGCUUCGGGCCAAGUUUGAGGAGUAUGGUCCAGUCAUCGAAUGUGACAUCGUGAAAGAUUAUGCUUUCGUACACAUGGAGCGGGCAGAGGAUGCAGUGGAGGCCAUCAGGGGCCUUGACAACACAGAGUUUCAAGGCAAACGAAUGCACGUGCAGUUGUCUACCAGCCGGCUUCGGACUGCCCCUGGGAUGGGAGACCAGAGUGGCUGCUAUCGGUGUGGGAAAGAGGGGCACUGGUCCAAAGAGUGUCCGGUAGACCGUACGGGUCGUGUGGCGGACUUUACCGAGCAGUAUAACGAACAGUAUGGAGCAGUGCGCACACCUUACGCCAUGGGCUACGGGGAAUCCAUGUAUUACAACGAUGCGUAUGGAGCACUCGACUACUAUAAGCGUUACCGAGUCCGUUCUUACGAGGCAGUGGCAGCGGCGGCGGCAGCUUCCGCGUACAACUACGCAGAGCAGACCAUGUCCCAUCUGCCGCAAGUCCAGAGCACAGCUGUGACCAGUCACCUCAACUCCACUUCUGUUGAUCCCUACGACAGACACCUGUUGCCAAACUCGGGCGCUGCUGCCACCUCAGCUGCUAUGGCUGCUGCCGCUGCCACCACUUCCUCCUAUUAUGGAAGGGACAGGAGCCCCCUGCGCCGUGCUGCAGCUGUGCUCCCCACAGUUGGAGAGGGCUACGGUUAUGGGCCAGAGAGUGAGCUGUCUCAGGCUUCAGCAGCUGCACGGAAUUCUCUGUAUGACAUGGCCCGGUAUGAGCGGGAGCAGUAUGUGGACCGAGCGCGGUACUCAGCCUUUUAAAAACUGGAGGUAGGAUAAUUGCGGACUGAACCCUCGGGCUGCGGUCAUAUAUGAGAACUUGCUCCGCGCGGUCCCCUUUGCCGGGAUGUUUCCAUUGCUUCAUGUUUCAGUAAACAAAGGAGUUUGUGACCAA